Messenger RNA from Pogoniulus pusillus (Red-fronted tinkerbird), 8255 nucleotides. RefSeq names its product calcium voltage-gated channel auxiliary subunit alpha2delta 1 (gene CACNA2D1). Gene Ontology annotation, cellular component: L-type voltage-gated calcium channel complex. The transcript has 40 exons. Gene Ontology annotation, molecular function: voltage-gated calcium channel activity. NCBI's taxonomy places the organism in Eukaryota, Metazoa, Chordata, Aves, Piciformes, Lybiidae. The record is from RefSeq and is a predicted model, not a curated record. Bases 518 to 3775 code for a protein of 1085 amino acids.
GGGCUGGGCGGGAGGUGCGGCACGCAGCCCCACGCCGGGCGGCCCGGCCCGGCCCGGGGAGUUCCGCGGCUGCCUUGAGUCCCCACCCCGCCUGCCUCUCUCCUCCUCCUCCUUUUUCUGCUCUGCAAUCAGAUGAAUAAAUCAGGGAAGGACACACACACAGAGACUGAGAGGAGAUCUGUUACAAAAGUAGCCCUGAUGGCGGCGGAUCAGAUGAAGCUGGAGCUGCUGCUGGAGUAACAGAGAGUAGACUCUAUUCCUCUCUCUAUUUCUCCUCUUCCCCCUCUCCACCCACAGAUCUCCAUCGUUUCUCCUCCUCCUUCCCACCCUCGGCUGUUCUCCCUCUUCUCUGCACAUCUCUGGGCUGCGCCUCUUGAGAGGGGGCGGGUUGGGGGAGCGGAGGAGGCUUUAAAAAACAAGAGCCCCCCCCCAACACCACCAUACACACAGUAAUUGAAUUUAUUAUUAUUGCCGUCUCGCCGACUUGGGGAAGGGGGAUCGAUCGUCGAUCAGGAAGAUGGCUGCUGGCUGGCUGCUAGUCUUUAGCCUGACACUUUUCCAGUCCCUGGUGAUGAACCACUCGUCCGAGGGUCCUUUCCCUUCUGCCACCACGAUAAAGUCAUGGGUAGAUAAGAUGCAAGAAGAUCUCGUAACAUUAGCACGAACUGCAAGUGGAGUGGAGAAGCUUGCUGACAUUUACAUGAAAAACAAAGCUUUGUAUACUGUGGAAGCCAACAACCCUCGUCAGCUAGUGGAGAUUGCAGCCAGAGACAUUGAAAAGCUUCUGAGUAACAGGUCUAAAGCCUUGGUGCGCCUCGCUAAAGAAGCGGAGAAGUAUCAAGCAUCGCAUCAGUGGAGGGAUGAGUUUGGGAAUAAUGAUAUCAUCUAUUAUAAUGCAAAAGAUGACCAGAAUGAUCCUGAAAAGAACGACACAGAAUCUGGCAGCCAGAGAAUCAGACCUGUGUUUGAAGAAGAUCCUGUUUUCCGACGACAGACAUCUUACCAGCAUGCAGCAGUCCACAUACCAACAGAUAUUUAUGAAGGCUCAACAAUUGUGUUAAAUGAACUCAACUGGACUGCAGCCUUGGAUGAUGUGUUCAAGCGGAACAGAGAAGAAGACCCCACUUUGUUAUGGCAGGUUUUUGGGAGUGCAACUGGCCUCGCUAGGUAUUACCCAGCUUCCCCCUGGGUAGAUAACAGUCGAACUCCAAACAAAAUAGAUCUGUAUGAUGUUCGCAGAAGACCAUGGUAUAUCCAAGGAGCUGCAUCUCCCAAAGACAUGCUGAUUUUAGUUGAUGCGAGCGGGAGCGUCAGUGGCUUGACAUUGAAGUUGAUCCGCACCUCGGUCAUUGAGAUGUUGGAGACCUUGUCUGAUGAUGACUUCGUGAAUGUAGUUUCAUUUAACAAUAACGCUCAAAACGUCAGUUGCUUUAAUCAUCUCGUCCAAGCUAAUGUGAGGAACAAGAAGAAACUGAAGGAAGCUGUCUAUAAAAUUUCUGCUAAAGGAAUUACAGAUUAUAAAAAAGGCUUUAGUUAUGCUUUUGAACAGCUGCUAAAUCACAGCGUCUCCAGAGCUAACUGCAAUAAGAUUAUUAUGUUGUUUACUGAUGGUGGUGAAGAAAGAGCACAAGAAAUUUUCCAUAAAUAUAAUGAAGACAAAAAAGUACGUGUGUUCACAUUCUCUGUUGGUCAACAUAACUAUGACAAAGGACCCAUACAAUGGAUGGCCUGUGAAAAUAAAGGUUAUUAUUAUGAAAUUCCAUCCAUUGGAGCCAUAAGAAUAAAUACCCAGGAAUAUCUGGAUGUUUUGGGAAGACCAAUGGUUUUAGCUGGAGAGAAAGCCAAACAAGUUCAAUGGACAAAUGUCUAUCUGGAUGCUCUGGAGCUGGGCCUUGUGAUCACAGGAACCCUACCUGUCUUCAACCUAACAAAGGAACAAAAUGGCAAAAUAAACCAGCUGAUCCUUGGAGUCAUGGGAGUUGAUGUCUCUUUGGAGGACAUAAAAAAACUAACACCACGAUUUACACUCUGUCCAAAUGGAUACUAUUUUGCAAUUGAUCCUAACGGGUAUGUGCUACUUCACCCAAAUCUCCAACCAAAGAAUCCCAAAUCCCAGGAGCCCGUCACGCUGGAUUUUCUAGAUGCUGAAUUGGAAAAUGAUAUUAAAGUUGAGAUUCGGAAAAAAAUGAUAGAUGGAGAAAGUGGAGAAAAAACAUUUGAAACACUGGUCAAGUCCCAAGAUGAGAGAUAUAUUGAUAAAGGAAACAGAACGUAUACAUGGACUGCUGUGAAUGGCACGGAUUACAGUUUGGCAUUGGUGUUACCAUCAUACAGCUUUUAUUAUAUUAAAGCCAAAAUUGAUGAACCAAUAAUACAAGCCAGAUAUUCAGAGACACUGAAGCUGGAUCGUUUUGAUGAAGCUGGCUAUACAUUUAUAGCACCAAGAGAAUACUGUAAUGAUGUAAAAAAAUCAGAAAACAACACUGAAUUUCUAUUAAAUUUCAAUGAAUUUAUUGACAGAUACACUCCAAGCAGUCCAUCGUGUAAUAAUGAUAUGGUCAUUAGAGUUUUGCUGGAUGCAGGAUUUACAAAUGACCUUGCCCAAAAUUAUUGGAGUAAAAUGUCUCUUGAUGGUGUUGUUGCACAAUUCGUUGUUACAGAUGGUGGAAUUACUAGAGUAUACCCAAAAAGGGCAGGAGAAGAUUGGCUGGAAAAUGCUGAAACUUACGAAGUCAGCUUCUACAAACGGAGUUUGGAUAAUGACAACUAUAUUUUCACAGCUCCAUACUACAACAAAAGUGGUGCCAAUAGCUAUGAAACAGGUAUUAUGGUAAGCAAGGCUGUGGAAAUAACGAUUAAUGGGAAGCUUCUGAAGCCAGCAGUUGUUGGAAUAAAGAUUGAUGCAACCAGAUGGAUGGACAAUUUCACAAAAACCACAAUCAAGAGCCUGUGCAACAGUGAAAUCUGUGGCUGUGAGAGAAACAGCAUGCAUGUGGACUGUGUUAUCCUUGAUGAUGGUGGAUUUCUUUUGAUGUCAAAUCGGGAUGAAUAUACACAACAGAUUGGAAGGUUCUUUGGUGAAAUCGAUCCUGGCCUGAUGCGAAAUCUGAUUAACAUGUCCCUGUAUGCCUUUAACAAGUCAUAUGACUACCAAUCAGUCUGCGAUCCUGAAGAAGAACCAAAGCAAGGAGCUGGACUUCGUUCUGCCUAUGUGCCUACAAUAACAGAUAUUUUGCAUCUAGGAUGGUGGGCUUCGGCAGCUGCCUGGUCUAUCUUACAGCAGCUGUUCCUGAGCUUGACUUUUCCACGAUUCCUUGAAGCAGCUGAUAUGGAAGAAGAUGAUUUUGGUGCUGCCCUGCCUAAAACAAGCUGUAUCACUGAGCAAACUCAGUACUUCUUUGAAAAUGAUGAUAAAUCCUUUGGUGGGAUUGUAGACUGUAUAAACUGUUCCAGACUUUAUCAUGCAGAGAAGAUUUCAAACACCAAUCUAGUAUUUAUUAUUAGUGACAGCCAACUGCUGUGCCGUUCCUGUGACCCAAAGCCACUGAUGCAAGCAGAGAAGCCGGAUGAAGGGCCAAAUCCUUGUGAAAUGGUCAAACAACCUAGAUACAGAAAAGGUCCUGAUGUCUGUUUUGAUGAAGCCAAACAGGAUCAGCCUAUAUGCACAACGAGUCGUGCCUCUGCCAUGAAGUCUGCUCCUAUCUUCAUUUUUCUGCAAGUUUUCAUGUGGUGUGGAUGGAAGACUCGGCCGACUGCGGUGGUGUCUCUGGUCUGAGUCCAUCACUGUGGUGUAUGGUAGCAACCCAGUUGGUCCUGCUUUGGCUGUGUGGCAGCAGACACUGCCAGUUAUGACCUCGUUAAACCAAAACCUGCAUAACUUAAUCAAGACCUGGCCAAAACGAUAGCCUCAGUUUAAUUUUCAGAAGGGUCAGCAGCAGAGCAGCAGUGCUUGUGUUUGGUUAUCACUCAUUGUGAGACUCACAAAGGCACCCGCGGUGGCUGCAUGUUGGAGUAUUGGAUCCUUAAGCAUUUGUGAAUGCUGCAUCAUCUAUGCCAUCCAAACAGAUUUCUGUACAUGCUCCACUGGGGAAUCUAUAAAAUUUUAUUAUUAUUAUUGUUUUAUUUUUUAGUUGGUUUAUUGAUAACUUCACAUAAAAGGGCUCCCCUGACAAUAUCUUAUGCAUAUGAUUUUUAUUUGUUUUAAGCUUUGGAUAUCUUGAAGAUUUCUUUUACAUGAAAGUAAAAAAAAAAAGAAAGGAAAAAGAAAAUGUCCUUUCUGGCUGAUGUUAUUAGCACCCUGACAGCUCCUUUGAACAUCAGCUUUGUCCAAAUGACUAAAAUGAAAAUAUUGGCAAGUCUUCAUCAGAAGUUCGGUAUGAUUGAAAUGGAGGCAGGAAGGGAGGAGAGGAAGGAAGGGAGGAAGGAGAGAGAAAGGAGAGGAAGGAAGGGAGGGAGGAAGGAAGUAGGGGAAGUAAACUUCUGGUUUUAGAUUUAUAAAGGUGCUUGAGAGUUUAACUUGAAAGUUAUUCUCAUCUUAAACUUGGUAUCAUCUUUCAGAAAAAUGUUAAUUUUGAAGUAAUCUUCAUCUUGUUUUCACAAUGCAUUUAUAUAGAAAAGUAGUAAAAUCUUUCCAAGGCUCAAACAAAAGCACUUGUGAAUAAACAAAUGUCUUUGUGAAAUUUGAACGUCGGUUUCCAAGGGUAUUUUGCAUGAUGAUGCUAUGUUACUGUUUUCAGUUUGUUUUCUUUGAUGGUAGAGUAUAGUCCAUUGAAAAGGUAACUGAGUGGUUCUUCUAUUGUGUGCGAGAUUGAACAUUGCAAAUGUGCUGCAAUCAAAUCAUAUGAAAUCUUAUUGUGAAAAACGAGCUCUGAAUAUACUGUGCAAUGAAAAAGAUGAGAAAACAGGAUAAAUUUCACUAUCAGAAAACAGGAUUGAGUUGGAUUUGUUACAGAAUAGCAAUCUCACAUGAAAACCUGCGUACGGCUAUUUUAAGUACAUGAAAGUCAGAUUUAACACUUUUCAUUUUUUAGAAGUAUAUGUUCUCUGAGGUUCAUAUUAGGUUCCCUCUUUGUUUUGUUCAUAUAAAAAAAAACCCACCCUUAAGAUCCAAACUUAUGCUGUUGCUAUUUAUUAUUGAAAAUAGGAUAUUUAACAGAAAAAUAAAAAUGUCCUGGCUGCUGAGUCUAAACAAAUGGGGAGCCUUGAAUCUCUUAUGUAUGCACAUUGAUACCUGAUUGUGAAUACUCAUUUUAGAAGUUGUUUUUCUACAGCCUCACUGGUGAUGAUACAGAUUGGUGCAGUAACUUCCUGUAUGACAGUGUAGCAUAGUGUUAAUGCAAAAAUAUGAUUUGCGCUUUUUCUUUUCCUAGUUUUCAGAGCUAAACAGUCUUGCAAGACAGCUAAACCAAUGAAUGUGCAACUCUGCUGGUAUUGUACAAUUCUGCUAACGACUGCAAUAUGCAAAUAUUAAUUAACAUGGCACAAUACAUUAGCUCUUAAAAAAAAGAAAAUGCAAGGCAUCGGUAUGUAUAUGCUGGCAAUUGACUGAUAUCAUUUUGAUCAUGCCAAAAGCUUAAAGAAAUAAUUGGGCAUGUAUUAAUAUCCUGUGAGAGCUGAAGAAGCUACUCAAAGCCGUGGCAUGGCUUGAAAGAUCAGAUGUCUACUGUUGUACCCAUGGCUGGUUCAUUAUUUUGCUCACGUACCUUGGCUCCAGACGCAUAUGUUUUACACACGUGAGAAUACAGUGAGUGAAAAAAAAUAUACACUGAUCUUUUGUUCUACUCUGGUAGAGUCAUGGGAUUAAAGUACAACUAACUGUGUUGGAUGACUUCAGGUCCUCCUCAGGGAAGGUGAGAUAAUUUUGAUAAUAAGAGUAGAGAGUUAGAGCUCUCCUUCCAGUCAUGUUUUUGCAUCUCUCUUUAUCACCAGUUACCACCUGAUCAAAAAUAAAUUUGAAUCUUUCUAUUGCUGAGAUUGGAUCCUGUGUUUUUCCAAAACAUGGUCAAUUGAAGUUUCAUGGGAGGAACAAGUUUUGUAGGAUUAAGCCAAUACUCAGUACAUUCAUAGUGUUUAAGAUUACUUUAAUAUGUAUUAGUUUGCAUUAUACUCUAGAUUUCUUCAAAGCUUGUCAAUAUGCUAAGUUCACUUACAGUUUUCAUGUAGCUUCCCAGAAGAAACCCUUCAUGGAAAAAGUCCAUUAUUUCACAUCCUGUAAGAAUUUGCUUAUGCUGAUAUGCCAUAUUUUGAAUUACUAAAUAAACAAUUGAUUAGAAUCUGUAGGCAGAAAAAGAGAUGUCACAAUGCCAUGCUGCCAGAGAAAACAACCGUGUUUUUUUCUCUCAUUCUACUUCCAUUACAGUGCUCAGAUACAAAAGGAGAAGCCCAUGCCAUGCAAGCACAGUAGCCUUCCUGGGUUAUGCAAAGAGGCAAAUGUCCUCUAUUCCUUUCUGCCCCUCUAUAUGACCUAAAUGUGUUUCUGUAUAAGCACCUAGCCUUUCACUCAUUAGACCCAACUGGCAGAAAACUCAGGAUCUGGCUCUCCCAAAGGGCUUCCCUAAAGAAUUCAAAACUCUAAAAAAGGAAGAAAAAAAGCCAACCUUAUUUUUUUCAGAAAUAAAUAUGUAUUUUGGUUAUAACCAAGUGAUGGUCAAAUGUUUUUAAUAUGCACUACCUAGUUAUCUGCAAAUUACAAAACAGGUAGAAAAUGGAAUGUGAUCUUCAGCUGUCUCAGACUAUGAGAAUAUGCAGAAUAGUAUCCUUACUCUCAAAUAAUGCAUACUAGUCAUCUUCUUUUGUCUGUGAGAGAAGAAACUUGAUCCUGGGCUUUAAAAGGAGAUGUUUUCAAAUUGCAAUAUGUUGUAAAAAGGUUUUUCUGUUUUAAAGCCAGAUAAAAAGCUCUGCUGAUAUUUGCUCAGAUCCAUUAAAUAGCACUAAGGGAACGGUUGGGAUUGUUUCAGUUUACACAGAAGUCAUGCAGCCUAUUGUACGCCUGACAACCACUAUUAAAGUUGUUACAGCAUGGUACUGUGCAAAACAUCAUCUGAGGACUUAACAUGAAAGGUUUCUUUCUAGUUUUUCAUUUAAACAACCAGCAUUACUGCCAAGACACUGACCGUGGUCCAUAUUUGUAACAGGUUUUUAACAUGACAUAGCAGGUUUAAUUGACAAGAUUUUUAGGUCCUGUACCUUUAAGACUAUAGUAGGAUCUUUUUCAUGUUUCUAAUGCUUGAGGCUUUACUGCUUAACUUGACAAAAAAAAAAAAGUGUUGCUGCCAUUUGUAAGUUUUCUUAUGAUAUUCCUUUUACUAACUUCAAAACUGGCCUUACUGGGUUCAAAUAGGCAGUGUCCCUUUUAAGUGACCUUUGCAACCCAAGUGUUACUUGCUGUGGAUGAGAGUUUUUCAGUAUCACUGAAAAGACAUUAAGACCUUUUGUUCCCAUUAACACUUCAGCUCAGAAAGUGUGCUUCGUAUGUCUUAAUUUCAAAGCACAACCUCAGUCCUACUGGUCCUAAAAAAUCAGAUGCUAGGACACUGGUUAUUAAGAAGUAUUUGAAUGCCUACAAGGCACUGCAAUGCACUUAUGUGUUUUUGGAAUGGUGACUGAAGGUGAAAACUUAAUAGCUCCUUCCUUAGGAUAAUUUUUCACCUAGCCUCAUCAGACAUCCAAGCCUUUAACAAAGGCCAGAUAUUUAUUGUAUUUUCUUUUUCAUACCACAAUGUUAAUAUUGUUAAUACUCAUUGUACACUACUGUAAAAAAAAAAGAUGAAAACAAAGUGUCUGCAAACAAUCCAGAAGUUUUGAAGAGUUAGCCUCACCCUCUUCCCAGCUACUCGCAUCUGUCCUGUUUAUGGUUUAAAAGAAAAACAUCAUCUUGAAGAAAUAACUUCACUGAGGCUAAAGGGAUGCUGUCUUGUUCAGAUGCCAUGAAACUGCGAUUGUGAUCUGACAAAGCUGUCUUCUUGUGUUGUAUGGAAUGUCUGGAUCAUGCUUUCUGGGAUAUUUUUAUCAAAAUGCUCAGUGUGUGUUUCUGCAAAAGAAGACUUGGUUGCUUUCACACGGCAAGCAGGUUUUUCUCCCUUUUCUUGUGUUCUCUUGACACUUUUGUGGAACUUGACAAGCCUGGAAAAAAAGAAUUUUUUUGUAAAAAUUUGUACAAUAAUGUUAUAAAAAGUUUAUAAUCCUAGAACUGUUGUGUUAAUUCUUGUGCAAAAACAGUAUAUUCAGAAUAAAAGUUUAUCAUUUAAAAUCAACAA